This is a messenger RNA of Nerophis ophidion (straightnose pipefish), 2940 nucleotides long. RefSeq names its product SR-related and CTD-associated factor 4-like. Gene Ontology annotation, molecular function: RNA polymerase II C-terminal domain phosphoserine binding; RNA binding. Bases 191 to 2680 code for a protein of 829 amino acids. The record is from RefSeq and is a predicted model, not a curated record. NCBI's taxonomy places the organism in Eukaryota, Metazoa, Chordata, Actinopteri, Syngnathiformes, Syngnathidae. Gene Ontology annotation, cellular component: nucleus. The transcript has 18 exons. Gene Ontology annotation, biological process: negative regulation of termination of RNA polymerase II transcription, poly(A)-coupled.
AGAGGGUGAAUAAGUGUGUAACGUCAGACCCCAGCACGACGCUACCUUGCGAUGUAAUCCUCGUAGAAGCGGACCCUCCUUUUCCAACGCUUGGUUAUUUUGUUGUAACUACAAGUGUAACUGCACAUGGUUACCAGUAAUAUAAAGGAAACAAUUUAGACGGACACUACGUGCAGUGGUAUUGAGCAGAAUGGAAGCGGUGAACGCCUUCAACACGGAGUUGUUCUCCAUGAUUGACAUGAAGCCUCCAAUAUCUCGCGCUAAAAUGAUGUCUGUGACAAAGUCGGCCAUCAAAGCCAUCAAGCUCUACAAACAUGUGGUCCAGAUUGUUGAAAAGUUCAUCAAGAGGUGCAAACCAGAGCUGAAAGUCCCCGGCUUGUAUGUGGUCGAUUCCAUUGUUCGCCAGUCACGUCAUCAGUUUGGUCUGGACAAGGAUGUUUUUGGACCCCGCUUUUUGAAGAACUUCACAGAAACCUUUCAGAAUCUUUACCACUGCCCAGAGGAUGACAAGAACAAAAUUCUGAGAGUGUUGAACCUCUGGCAGAAGAAUGGUGUGUUUGACAUGGACAUCAUUCAGCCUCUGAUGGACAUGGCUAAUGGCGUCGUCGCACCUGCACCCUCACUUGAAGUUCCCACUGAGCCGCAGCCUCCACCCACAGCGGCCCCAGCUGUGACCACAUUAUCGCAGAUGCCCACUUCUGACGCUUUAGCUGCUGUGGCUCAACUCUUCCAGUCCCCACAUGGUCAGGAGCUCCAAAGGAUGCUUCAGAACCUCCAGCAGGGAGAAAAGACACCAACGGCCAAUAAUACCAAUGAGCCACACCCAUCCCCCAUGCCUGUGGCUCAGCCCCAGAUGCUUGAUACAAACCCAGAAGAAAGAAGCUCCCUGACAGAGAGACUACUCGACAAGUUUGACUAUGACGACGAACCUGAAGAUGCUGCAACAAAAGUCGCUUUGGAUUUACCAGGACAGGUGCCCAACAUGGAGUCUGUUCAUCCACCACUAAUGGGACAACCUGCGUCCGGCGAGGUUGUCGGUGGAGCAAGUCACAAUGAGCAUCAGAAGGUGAAAGAUUUAUACCAUUCCAGAAAUGCACACAACUCUAAAUCACAGGUGGAUUCAAGGGAGGAACCAUCUACACGAAGAGAAGGAAGAAACAGGAGGUCAAGGUCUGGUUCUCGUUCUCCCAGGAAAAGAGGGUCUCGUUCUUCAUCACGCUCAAAAGGGUCCAGGCGCAGACGCUCCAGAAGUCCCCCCAGAGAGCAACGCUGGCGAUCUCGUUCUCAGGACAGGGCGGAUCGCGAGCGUGACAGAGAGCGGAGACAGAAGGGUCUUCCUAGCAUCAAGAGCCAGACGCUUAGUGUUUGCAGCACAACACUCUGGGUCGGUCAGCUGGACAAGAAAACACAGCAGUCUGACGUCAUGUCCCUUCUGGAGGAGUUUGGCCAGAUUGACUCAAUCAAUAUGAUACCUCCCAGAGGUUGUGCCUACAUUGUUAUGGUGCACAGACAGGACGCCUACACUGCCUUGAACAAGCUGACUCGUGGUUCGUACAAAGUCAACCAGAAGUCUGUGAAGAUUGCGUGGGCUUUGAACAAAGGUAUAAAAACAGCACACAAAAAGUUCUGGGACGUGGAGCGAGGGGUCACCUACAUCCCCUGGGCUAAAGUGAAAACCGAGGAGCUGGAGGGCUAUCGAGAAGGAGGAAUGUUCGACCCAGACACAUUAACUGAAGAUUGGAAAAAUGUUCUGAACCUCAAAAAGCAGGCGGUUGUCAACGGCAUGUCAGAUACUGCACCAAGAGAUGGGACCGUCGAAGCUCAGAUUCAGGGGCCAGCCAUGGGGUCCAUCAGGAGCCCCCCAGCCUUGACUUCUCCAGCCAUGAUGUCACCUGGGUCCAUGCACACCAUGGGGGGUACUGUCACCGUUUCCAUGCUCCCAAUGGGGGGUCAUGUCACUCCGCCUGUGUCCAUGCCCCCAUUAGGGGGUCCUGGCCCUGUCCCUUCAACUGUGUCCAUGCCACCACCGGGGGGUCCUUCCCCUGGGUCCAUUCCCCGAAUGGGGGGUCCUGUCCCUGUCCCUUCAACUGUGUCCAUACCCCCAAUGAGGGUUCCUGUCACUCCCCCUGUGUCCAUGUCCCCAUUAGGGGGUCCUGUCCCUUCAAUUGUGUCCAUGCCCCCACUGGGGGGGCCUGUCCCCGGGUCCAUGCCCCGAAUGGGGGGACCUGUCCCCACCCCUUUAACUGUGUCCAUGCCCCGAAUGGGGUGUCCUGUACCUGUCCCUUCAACUGUGUCCUCCCCCCGAAUGGGGGGUCCGGUCCUGCCGGACUUCAAGCCACGCAGCGCAGCAGCACCAGGUUUCACACCCGCAGCAGACAUGACCUCUGACCCUGGCCUGGGAAAUCCUGCGGACCCCGAGCUGGGCCCCCCAGAGCCCGCGGUGAUGAACCUUCCGCCUGCCCCUUACCAUCGUCCUCCUCCCCGCUUCCUCCCCCCACACAACAUGACCCCCCAAAUGAUGCCUGGGGGACCGACCUUCCCCCGGUUCAGGAUGCGCCUGCCCUUCCCUCCUCGCGGCCCCGUCCUCCCUCGGCCGCCCUUCAUGGGGCCGCCGGAGGGCCCCUUCCAAGGAAGGCCACCUUUCAGGGGCCCCGUUCGCUUCCCAAGAGGCGGCUGGUAGAAGAGGGGGUCCCAAACCUUUGUUUUUACACCCAACUUUUUCUUUAGUGAUGCCCCCCCGACUGUAAAUAGUGUACAUGCUCGCCACCCUUUGAUAUCUUUUUGUAUAUUUUUGUCAAAGCAGUGGAAAUAAAUCAUCUUGUGCUGAUUUGACCUCACUCAAGUUUUAAGUCCAAGUGACGCAGAUCAGAGCUUUUCUUGUCCACCACUAGAGGUCGACACCUGCCAGCAGUUGCUGUCAUUAAACAACUUGUGUCCAAA